AUGGGUUGCUGGUUUUCAAAAAAAGGCCAACCGGUCGAGGAAGAGCAGGUUGAGGAAGCCCCGAAAGAGUAUUCUUGGGACAAAAGGAAAAAGGAGGACAAGUCGAAGUUCUACGUUAGAGAUGUCGAAAAUAUCGAAAAUUCAGUUUGCAGAAACGAUGUAAAAGAUCUACCGAUGACGAUAGAAAACUGCAAGUCCUGUAUCAUCUUUCUCAAUGGUCUGUGUAAAGAAGUUACGAUUGACAACUGCCAAGACAUGAAAAUUAUUACUUUUGCCUCAGGUUCUGUCUAUAUCCGCGACUCCAGCAACGUAGAAUUGGUCACAAUUUGCGGGCAGCUUCGAACUCGCGAUUGUCGCUCAAUGCGUCUCUAUCUUCAUUGCCCCACUCAACCAGUAAUCGAAACAACUCAAAAAGUGACCACUUAUCCACUCCCGAUCGACUUCGAGAGCAUCGAAGAAAUCGUCUCUGACUUCGGCCGUUCGAAGUUUUUGAACAACUGGGCAGAUAUUCAUGACUUCGGCCCAGUGGACCAUGCAGGGGAGCCGAACUGGGCGCCCGGAACGGACGUCGAAAUCGCGCUCAAAGAUGUUUUCGACGAGUUUAAUGAUACUUUUGACUCUUCGCCUCGACUCUCGCUGGAGAGAACGAUUUUCCCUCAAGUUGCGUAUCCAUAUCCUUCUGCUGCCGAAGUUAAAGACGAGAUGGUUUUUGCGCUUUUCGCUGGAGAGAAAUCAGAAGAUCUCGCAACGAACUGUUACUACAGAGUCACGGGGACUCUUAAAAAGGCAAAACUAAUAAGAAGCACCGCCGGAAAAUUGUCUCCCCUGAGUCUGCCAACCCGAGCCCAAAAGUCUCUCCAACUCUCGGAAGGCUCACAAAUCGUCAUCCUCAUUUUCGAGGGCCAAUUACUCGCCACUGAAAUCUCCAGCGAGGCCGAGCCUGGCUGCUCAUUUUUCGCUUUUGGGGACGAAGCACGCACCGAAUAUGACAACUUCUUCAAUACUUCUGCCUUCGGCAAUCACAAUCUAUGA
Oikopleura dioica is the source of this 1032-nucleotide messenger RNA. NCBI's taxonomy places the organism in Eukaryota, Metazoa, Chordata, Appendicularia, Copelata, Oikopleuridae. The record is from the annotation of a GenBank genome assembly.